Messenger RNA from Mucor velutinosus, 2403 nucleotides. RefSeq lists its product as uncharacterized. Gene Ontology annotation, cellular component: exocyst; membrane. The transcript has 9 exons. Bases 1 to 2403 code for a protein of 800 amino acids. NCBI's taxonomy places the organism in Eukaryota, Fungi, Mucoromycota, Mucoromycetes, Mucorales, Mucoraceae. Gene Ontology annotation, biological process: exocytosis; Golgi to plasma membrane transport; intracellular protein transport. The record is from RefSeq and is a predicted model, not a curated record.
AUGCCAGCCACCAACGAUGAAGAACUUGGAAGACUAGCGAGGUCGAUGGAAAAGACCACAGUGAAUGAUACCAGUGUAUUUGCAAGCGGCAUCGAGUUGACCUUUUCAGCAACUCUAGACGACUCUGAAAACCUGGAACAGUUGGGUCCUGUCAUCAAGAACAUUACAGAAACAGGCAAACAGGGAGCAUUCCUGGAUGCGCUGGAUACUUUGAUUAGAAAGAAGGAUGGUGAGAUUGAGCGUAUGUGUAAUUCUCAUUAUCAAGAAUUCGUGCACGCUGUCGACCAACUCUUGAAAGUGAGACAAGGAUCAGUUGAACUACGUAGGAAACUGGCAGAAGUCAAUGAUGCUUUGCAAUCUCGAGGCACUCGUUGGGCUCAGAAAAAACGAGAACUGACAAAUGCCAGAAAAGUGCAACAAAAUGUAGAAGACGCCAUCGAAGCUUUGCAAUCCAGCUUGGUCGUACUGGAAUCUGCCAACAAAGUGAACGACUUGCUGGAAAGAAAAAAGUACUAUGCAGCGUUAAAAACGUUGGAUGGACUGGAAAAUGAUCGCUUAGGCCAAACCACACAAUAUACAUUUGCUAGAAUGCUGUCUCAGGGCAUUCCUGUGAUGCAGAACACCAUCAAAAGCACAGUGACAGUCGAGUUGAAGGAAUGGCUAGCAAGAGUGCGUGAAAUCUCUCGAGAAAUUGGAAACUUGGCUAUGCAACGCAUGCAAGAACGACAAGAGAGAUGGAGAUCAAAGACAACAGAAAACCCUAAAUUAAAGAACCUCCAACAUCAUCAGGUGAAUUCAGCAAUUGAAAUGGUCGUCAACGAAGGAUUAGAAACGAGUAUAUUGGAUGAAGUGAAUAUUGACUUUGAGCCUCUGUAUCGUUGUAUUCAUGUGUAUGAAACGCUGGGUAAAAGAAACGAAUUUAAGACAUCGUAUUCGGAGGAUAGAAGAGCACAAGCCAAUCUCGCCUUGUCCACGCCAAUCAAUUUGCGUGAUGGCAAUCUAACCACCUUUGAUUUCUUGCUACAAGACAUUGUUGGCUUCUUUAUCAUUGAACACAUGAUUUUACACAACACAACUGAAUUCAGAAGCCAAGCAGAAGUAGAUGGUUUGUGGGAGAUGGUAACAGGCAAAGUUAUUCUAGUGGUCUCUGAAAGUUUGAAGGGAUGCAGCGAUCCUGAGCUGUUCCUGAGAAUCAAAUUUUCUCUGCUGAUAUUUAUUCAAACACUAGAAGGAUUCGACUAUUCUGUCAAGCCAUUGCAAGAGACCUUGCUGACACUAUUCCAGCGUUAUUCAGAACUGCUAAUCAACCAAUACAGCGAAGUCUUUGAGAAGAUAGUGCAGGAGGAUGAAUGUAUGCCCAUGACGGUGGAGAACGACGAUGAGCUGAAGGAAGUAAUGCAAUAUACCCGAUUCCGACCAGACCGAGAAUUUAUAAAGAGAUAUGGAUUUCCCCUUCGUUUACCAUUCUCCAAGGUGUUUCCUACCUGCUGUCGAGACGUCAGCUCCUUUGUACACCAAUUUUAUCAGUUUGCAGAAGGAUUCAGUCAGACACAUGGUGAAAUGGACGAUAUUCUCAAGAAGGCCGUGGAUAGUUUAUUGAUCAAGAAAGUCAAUGCCAUUUUGCUCAAGAAAUUACAGUCCACCAACUUGUCGCAGAUUGUGCAGAUUAUCAUCAACAUUGAGUACUUUGAAUCCACAUGCCCUGAUUUCGAAAUGUUGCUCAUGGAAACCCGCUCAUUCCAUCGUUCUGGUCAUAUCCAUCUCAAGGCUACUUCGACAUUCAAAGAUACCCGUCGAAAAGCAGAAAAGCGUAUUUUUGAGUUGGUGAAUUCUAAGCUGGAUGAGUUCCUGGAGCUGUUUGAAUACGACUGGGAAUCGGAAGAGAUCCAAAAGCAACCAAGUCCCAGUUUGCAGGAUCUCGUUACGUUUUUGACCAAUGUCACCAAUGCUGCAUUACUCAAUCUGCCCGAGACCAUCAAGAGUCUGCUGUAUUUUGAUGCCCUGGAGCACUUGAGUCAGUCCAUGAAGGCCCUCUUGCUGAACCCAGACCAGCGCAUCAUGACGGAAAUUGCGUUGAGUAAUUUUGAUAUCGAUGUCAGGUUUGUAGAGGAUUUUGUGCACAAUUUGGGCGAUCCAACUAUUAUGGAUACAUUUGUGGAGCUGCGACAAUUACUGGAUCUGGCCAUUUUAUCAGACAAUCCUGAAGAAUACCUGACUCCUCAAGUAAGAAACAGAAAAUACAAUCGCCUCAACAGCCGAGAUGUCAUUGUCUUGUUUGAAAAAGUGCUGCGAACACCGUUACCUAUGCACACAGUGCUCAGUCAAAAGGAGAGAAUGAGACGCAAAGCAAUGGAAAAUGUCGCCAGAGUACUGAGAUCAGUUCAUAUUGGAGGCUCUCGCUAA